Messenger RNA from Theobroma cacao (cacao), 5511 nucleotides. RefSeq names its product S-adenosyl-L-methionine-dependent methyltransferases superfamily protein. Gene Ontology annotation, molecular function: S-adenosylmethionine-dependent methyltransferase activity. The record is from RefSeq and is a predicted model, not a curated record. NCBI's taxonomy places the organism in Eukaryota, Viridiplantae, Streptophyta, Magnoliopsida, Malvales, Malvaceae.
UUAAAAAAAAAAAUCUAUACCCUCCAAGUGCCCUUUGAAGUUAAAACCCAAAGGCCAAAACCCCAAACAGAAGAUGCAAAACAUCAAAGAAGAAAAUGGGUAAGAAGAGAACCCAGCAACCAUCAGCCUCAACCGACGAUCUUCUCAAAACCCUCGGAGACUUCACGAGCAAAGAAAACUGGGACAGCUUCUUUACUGUCCGAGGCAGCGAUGACUCGUUCGAGUGGUACGCUGAGUGGCCUCAGCUCCGUGACUCACUCUUCCCUCUUCUUCAACAACAGCAGCAGCAGCCUUCACCCUCUUCUUCUUCUUUGCAAAUACUGGUGCCUGGUUGCGGCAAUUCUCGCCUCUCAGAGCACUUAUACGAUGCCGGAUUCGAAGAUGUAACCAAUGUUGAUUUCUCAAAGGUUGUCAUCUCCGACAUGCUUCGACGUAAUGUUAGGGACCGGCCCAACAUGCGUUGGCGGGUUAUGGACAUGACCCAAAUGCAGUUCACCGAUGAUACAUUUGAUGUUGUUCUCGACAAAGGUGGACUGGAUGCUUUGAUGGAGCCAGAGCUUGGCCCUAAGCUGGGGAAUCAAUAUCUAUCCGAGGUGAAAAGAGUUUUGAAAUCCAGGGGUAAAUUCAUUUGUCUUACCUUGGCAGAAUCUCAUGUUCUAGGUUUGCUUUUUCCUAAGUUCAGGUUUGGCUGGAAACUGAGCCUUUAUGCUAUACCUCAGAAACCAUCUAGUAAUCCUGAACUCCAAACCUUUAUGUUGGUUGCUGAGAAAGAGAAUUCCAAUGAACUGCACCAGAUCAUGUCAUCUUUCAGUCGUUCUUCCCUUGAUUGUCAUCAACAUCAGGCUUCUGGUCUUUGUGAAGCCCUUGAAAAUGAGAAUCGAAUUCGUGGAGAAUACUUGAGUGGCUCUGAUAUACUGUAUUCUCUUGAAGAUCUGCAACUCGGAGCUAAGGGGGAUCUGACUAAACUUAGCCCUGGUCGUCGAGUUCAGCUUACUUUGGGUGAACAAGGGGGCUCCCGUUUUUGUUACAAUGCUGUAUUGCUUGAUGCUAAACAACCGUGUGGUCCAUUCUCUUUUCACUGUGGUGUCUUUAUUGUUCCUAAGACUCGGGCUCAUGAAUGGCUCUUCUCUUCUGAAGAAGGACAAUGGCAGGUGGUUGAGAGCUCAAAGGCUGCUCGUCUAAUAAUGGUUUUAUUAGAGACUAUCCAUGCUAAUGCUGAUAUGGAUCAUAUUCAGAAGGAUUUGUCUCCUCUGGUGAAGCCAUUGGCGCCUGCAGAUAAUGAUAAGGAAGAUCAAAUUCCCCAAACAAUCAUCUGUUCUUUCUGUGAGGGAUUCUUGUUUGUUUACUGUACCAGGUUUAUGACAGCAAGUGAUGGAAUAAAGCAGCGAAACAUUGUUUAUCAGGGCUCAUCUUCUUUGACCGGGCCUAUCGUUAUUGAAGAUGUUGUUUACGAAAAUGCUGAUGGUGAUGUCGCUCGCUCUUUACCCUUCCGUCGACUUAUUUUCCGAAGAACUGAGGGCCUGGUACAGUCUGAAGCUUUGCUAACUAGGGAUGGAUCUUUUGACAAAAGCGUCAGUAAAUCAGAGCCGAAGAAAGCAAGCUCAUCUUCCAAAUCCAAACGAAGAGGAACCCAGAGAAAAAAUAAUGAAUCGAGCAGCAAGAUGAAGGUCUAUCAUGGUUUUCUGGCUAGCUCUUAUCAUACGGGGAUUAUUUCUGGGCUUUCGCUGAUUUCAUCUUACUUGGAAAGUGUCGCAUCAGCUGGAAAUAGAGUUAAAGCAGUUGUGAUAGGUCUUGGUGCAGGUUUACUUCCUAUGUUUCUUCAUGAGUGCAUGCAAUUUAUGCAAAUUGAGGUGGUGGAGCUAGAUCCUACUAUGCUUAACCUUGCAAGAGACUACUUUGGUUUUACUCAAGAUAAACAUUUGAAGGUACAUAUUGCCGAUGGGAUUGAGUUUGUCCGGGACUAUAGAAACUUAUCUGCAGCUGGGGAAAUGCCUGUUCAUGAAAAUAAGGAUGCUUUGAGUAGUGAAAUGCUCCUUUCUUCCAAUGGGAGAUGCAAUUCUUCAGAUGAAGAAACCGGAAGAAGUACCACUAUUGACAUACUUAUUGUUGAUGUCGACUCUUCAGACUCGAGCUCUGGAAUGACCUGUCCUGCUGCUGAUUUUGUGGAAGAGUCUUUUCUUCGAACUGUAAAAGAUACCCUUUCUGAGCAAGGUCUCUUUGUUAUCAAUUUGGUCUCAAGGUCUUCUGCCAUUAAAGACACGGUUGUUUCAAGGAUGAAAGAGCCAGCAAAGAUGUUGCUUUAAGGUUGCUCCAGCCAGAAAACUUGAAAAGAGAACAGAUUUUAUACAUGCUAUGGAAUGUGGAUUCAACAAUACCAAAGGGCUGCACAAGAGCUUAACAUUAUCUGUGAUUCAUAUAUUUUCUGUUUUACCUUUUUUGGAUAUUUAUGCUUGCUCUGUAUUGUAUGACACUUCAACACAUGUUCUAUGGUUAACAAUCUGAAUUAAUUUUUGAUGGUUCAAUAUUCUCUUAUAAUUAAUUAUUAUUUGGAAGCCAUUAUUCUAUCUUAAACAAAACAAUAGUUUUAUUGUAAUGAUUAAUGACUUUUGAAAAAAAUGCUUCAAGAAUAUCAAUUAGAACAAUAAAUGAUAUACUAGAAUGGGUCUGUGUAUGCCUGUGCAGGCAUGGAGUCAGAGUUUUAGGUUAAGGGGGGGCAAUUAUGCUAUAAUUUUCUAUAAAAAGAAAGCUAUUAUUUUUGUGUUAUCUGUUUAGUUUCUAAUCUUUUUAAAACAAAAAAACUAUUCUUGUAAUGUCUUUGCAUUUAAUGUGUUUAUCAUAAAAUGUUAUUAUAAUGUCUUUGAUAUGUAAAUUGUUAAAUAUUAGAAAUAAUUGUAGUAAAAAAUUUAGGAAAGUAAAAAGAAAAAAGGAAUAAGAAUUAAAGAUAAGAAUUUAUAUGUGCAAAAACCAAAAAGUACUAUUAGGAGAAUAAAAUUGAAGGCACCAUUUAAGUAUAAGACAAAGGAAAAGUGAUCCCAUAAAAGUGAAGAUAAGUGAAGGAGAAAAUGAGAAUUAAAUUCAGUAAAAAUUCCAAAAAGAACUUGUAGAUUUUUAGCAUAGAGUUUGGAAAAUUAAAGUUAAGUAUAGAAUUUUUAAGAAUAGGAGGGGCCAAGUAAUAAAAUUACGAAAGCCUUUAGAAAUUUGUAAAGGUAAAACAUUAAGGAUUUGGGAAAGCCACAGGGGCCAUGGCUUUAUGUCACGGGUUUGGAACUUUAGCCAAGAUUUGUGCGGCACUUAACCCCUGCAUGCAUGAAGCCUAAGAAGCCUAACUAUGAAAGUAAUGUGGAAGUGUAAAUAUAUGGAAGCAUAAGACAAUUGAAGAAAGGAAUGGGAGAAACAAUAAGUGUAUUAUUCCUCUGAAGCAAACAGAAUAGUAGAGACCUAUACUAAUUGCUUAUAUCUUUGGUUGACCUAUGCUUGGUGAAAAUAAAAGUGAAUCUAAGGGGAUUAUUUAUAGUGUGAUAAUCUUUACUAACUGCGGAAAAACAUAAUUAAAGGACGUGCACAUGGCAAACAAGGAUUGGCAAGUCGUACUUGGCGACUUCGUAACUAAACGUAGGCAAUUUAGUCAACCAAUCUUUGACAAGGGAGUGACGAUCCGUGAGUCAAGCUCACACCCAUUGUUCCCCCUUUGUGUUGCAAACUUAGACACCGUGCACAUGGAAAUCGUGUACUUGGAUGCUUCACGAGCGUACCAUGAAGGCUUCAGAGGUGAGAUGCUAACCGAAGAUCUACACCAACGAGCACAACCAGAGUUGGAAGUAUUCAUGGGACAGCCGACCAGUAGCUGUCUCAAACGAACCCACAAAGCUAGUGGUGGACCCGCAGAAGACUUGUGGUGGAACGAGACCAAGAGGCAAUAAGGGUGUUGUCAAAAUUAAGUGGGGGAGAAUGUCACGGUUCAUGAAUCCGUGACUAGUCCAGCUUGAUUGGACUAUUGAGCUAGCAACACAAGAACAUGUUGCACAGUGAGACGAGACGUGAAUUAGCCAUGAGGCCAUAUGGCAUGCGAACUUAAAAUCAACCACCAUCGGACUAGCAUUGAUUAGGGUUUUGGGAUGCACAAUAUGCCAACAAUGCUGGGCCACACAAGUAGAGUGCAGAUAGACGAGUUAUGCUGAGUAGUGCGGGAAAGCAAGCUUGGUGUGCCAAGCUCGUAUGCACACAUAGGCGUCGCGCAUGACGUAAGUGCUCACAUGGGCAACACGCUUAUGAAAACUACGCAUGUGUUGUGCACACCAGGAGGCCUCGCACUAGAAGGUUGUGCAAAUACGGCCCGCACGUUAAAGGGUGGUGUGCACUAGAAGGCCUUGCACGGGAGGGCUGUGCCUAGGACCAUGCACUAGUGGGCCUCAUAACAAAGGGUCACACAUCAUCAAGUCGCACACAUGUUGCAUUUGAGUGACUUGCAUAGAUGUAGGGCUCGCGUUGGGAAGCAGUGUGCAUAAGGGCAGCGCAUUAACAGCUUGCUUACAAGAGGACUUAGUGUAUGGGGGUGAUCUAUUGGCUACAAGGAAGUGGCAGCUAAGUAGGCUAGGGUUUAGACUAAAUUGUGUUCUAUGGAAAACAGAACACUUUUUUUAUUUAUGUUUUCUUACUUGUUAGUUACUUUACUUGCAUUACAAAUAGGUUUAGGUUUAGGGUACCAAGUUGCUAACCAAGCAAUUAGGGUAGGUCUUUGGUAUUUUAUUUGCUUAUGAGGAAUAAUACACUUAUUUUUUCUCUCAUUCAUUUCUUCAAUUGUUUUAUGCUUCUGUAUUAUUUCGUAGUUAGGCUUACUUAGUCUUCACGUUUGGGGUAAGCAUCGCACGGAUCUUGACUAAAGUUUCAAUCUCGUGACAGUUUAUGAUGACUCCCAAAGGGGUUAUUUAUGAUAAUAAAUAACUUACUAAACCUAGUAAAAAUAUGGCAAAUCACUAAUAUGAAAAUUGUCUAAACUUAGACCUACUUGUAGUGUAAGUAAAGUAAAUGAUAAGUAAGAAAACAUAAAUAUGGAAAGUGUCAUAAUUUCUAUAGAACACUAACUUGGCUGCCACUCUUCCUAUUAGCUAAUAGAUCAUCUAGGUAGUCUUCUUGUAUCUAGGCUGUUGAUGUGUUGCUUCCAUCUGCGUGGCCCUCACGCACGUUGCUUCCUUGCGCACGGCCCACAUCUAUGCGAGUCCUUCUGUCAUAACAUGUGUGAGGCUUGGUGAUGUGCGGCUCACUGAUGCAUGGCCUUCUACUGUAUGGCUCACUAGUGCGUGGUCCUCUUGUGCGCAACCUUCCCGUGCGAGACCUUAUGGUGCAUGUGGCUUGUACGCGUGCGGCCCUUUGGUGUGUGGUCAUUAUGCACACGGCCUCCUUGUGUGCACAGCACAUGUGCAACUUCCAUACGCUAAUCACCCAUGUGCAUACUUACCAUAUGCAUGGUGCCCAUGUGCGUGUGGGAAGCUUGCUGUCUUGCAUUGCAUUGCA